Oryza sativa Japonica Group (Japanese rice) is the source of this 3728-nucleotide messenger RNA. RefSeq lists its product as uncharacterized. Lineage: Eukaryota; Viridiplantae; Streptophyta; Magnoliopsida; Poales; Poaceae. The record is from RefSeq and is a predicted model, not a curated record.
CCUCCCAGCUGCUCUGCUCCUGCUUUUUACCAUCUUCAAGUCUCAACUCUCAAGUGAGAAAAUAAAAAGAUCAGAAGAGAGCAAAAGGAGGAGGAGAAGAAACCACCAAGAAACAAAGCCAUCAAGAACUCCUCCUCCUCCCGUCGAUAAUCUCGCCGCCGCAUUGCACGAUCAGACCCGCCGCCGCCUCCAUUGCCUUGUGGAUUCCAAUGAACUUUCGGAUGGGCAAGGCACAUAGCAAGGAGGGUUCAACUUAUGAUGGUGCAAUUUUUCUGUGCAAUCGCCUGACCAGGAGGGAGUGCUUUGAGAAAAAGCUUUUUGGUCUUUAUGCUCAUUGUGCUGAUUUUAUACAGAAAGUGAAAGUUGGUGCAACUUUAUUCUUGUAUGACACCGAUCAGCAUAAACUUCAUGGGGUGUUUGAAGCAACUUCAGAUGGAUCAAUGAACAUUAUUCCCGAUGCAUAUGUCUCAUCAGGAAAGCGGUAUCCUUGUCAGAUACGUUUCAAGAGGAUUUGGUUUUGCAAGCCUUUAAUGGAAAGUGAACUUCAUGAUGCAAUACAGAAUAACUUUACGUCAAAAAACAAGCUUAGAUAUGGUUUGUCACAUCAACAGGUAGUAAGGCUUCUACACUUGUUUUCUUCAAGGAACAGACUACAGCCUCGUCAAAAUCAGAACUUACAGGAUGAACUUCCAAAAGAAUCUGAAAUGUCUUCCCUGGUCAACCAAACUGAUAUCCAGUCCAGUUCAAACAGCAGUUCGCAUGGUUCAUUCAAAAGCCCCUGUCAAACAUGUUCCUCCUCCACUCAUGGGGAACGCGCAGCAACCUUGAGUCACAAAUUAGCUGAUCCUAUGCCAUUAAUGCACAGAGGACUGAAACCAUACACCUCUGGUGCAGUUAAGUCCAAGGACAGCUCAAGGUUUCCCUUGCACAUUGGCGCAAAUACGGACAUUGUCACUGUACCCGUUAGCCAAGAAGCAAUGGAUGACAGGUCUAGUGAUGACUAUAUACCACUACCACAGGAGGAAAAUACUUUAGAGGGAAUCGAUGAUCUAUCUGAUUUACUUGAAGAUGAGAGCUACUCUUCAGAAUCUCAAGGUACCAUUGACUCAGAAGAGCACGGUACUUUCCACCAAGCUUGUGCUAUAAAGGAAGAUGAAUGCUAUCCACCAGUGGUAAAUUUCAAGCUCCGUUCUGAUAGUGAAGGACGAUCAAGUGUGUUUUCUCGACUAUUGGGGAAACCUAGAACUCUUGGUCCAAGAAAGAAGUCCAGUGCCAAAGCAUUCCCAUCAAUGUCUUCCGGUCACCUUCCUCAGAGGAAAAAACAGUGGAGGAAAAAGCAGAGCAAGCCAUUUCCAUGUGAUAGAGAUGGAGUAUUGGGUACACAUCAAGCUAAUAAGCUGAGAAGAAUUCCAGCUUUGGAUUAUUCAUUUGUCUGGGAUGAUGGUAGUCGAUCCACCAAUUCCUUUGGUAGAAAACCAAGCGAUAUUCAGACAAGUUUAGAGCUUUGUGAACAUGGGAACAAAUGGGAUAUGUGUACUAAAGAACAUAGCAGAAGCAAUGAGUUCAAAAGGCUGUUUGUUCCUGAAGCAAUUAGAAAAUUGAUCAGGCCCUAUGACAAAGAACUGAGUAUACCCCCAGUGUUUCCUGGAGUUCAUGAUGGCAAUGAAGUCAAUUCCAAAGAAGAAGUAAAUGAUUCUUCUUUGGAUUUGAAGCGGCGUGGUAAGGAUGACCAGGAUUUCGGUGAUGAGAAUGAUAAUGUUGAAGAAGCAACAUGGAAGAAGAGGCGGCUAGCAGAUGCAUCCUUCUCCCAAGAGGAGUAUCUGAGUGGUGGUGUGUUGGUUCCUAAAGGCACCGAAGAUAUGGAUAUGCUAGCGAUAUCUGAUGGAAACUGUAAAGACAAGAGUAUCUGUUUGUCACCUAGAGACACAUGUGCUGAGAUGGCUAGAGCUUGUCUUCAAACCAAGGUAGUCCUGCAAGAUGAACAACAGAAGAACAUUCAAGACUGCUGUGAAGAAGUUGCAGGUGUUACAUCAUUGAUUCUUGAACAUUCUGAAAGUAUGGACUUAUUGCCCAAGCGCAACUGUAGGAACAUGAAGACUUGUCUGAAUAUUGAAACGAAGAGCCAGGUGGCUUCUGGUAAUUUGGAAACCAGAAGUUCCCUUGAAGAUACACAGAAGCAAAGUGUUAGGAGCUGCCAUGGAGUGAUCAACGGUGAUAAAAUAUUGCUCAUGGAAAAUUUUGAAACCAUGGAUGUCUUACCCAAUCAUGAUGAAGAUUGUCUUGCUAAGAGUACUUUUGUUAGGAAUGACAGUAAUCACCUGGAAACUGAAAUGCCAAUGCAGGAGAAACAAUCCCCAAGUGUUCAGAACUGCUGUGAAGCUCUUCAUGGUGAUAACAUGUUGAUUCAGGAAAAAUCUGAGAACAUGCUCUAUAAGAUCGAUGCAGACUCAGACUGUGGAAAAAAGAAGAGUGUGUCAUUUGACAAAGCUUAUAGCAAUGUAGCGGGUUCUUCUCUGGAGACCCAUGUGCCCAUGCAAGAACCCCUCCGAAUAGCUUCAAGCUGCUGUGAAAUAGUUAAUGCUGAUCAAGUGUGUGCUGGAGAAGUUGGUAAGAACAGUUUCUCUCUUGAUGAAAAUGGUGGCUAUGUUACCUGCCCCUGUAAUACUACGUGGGCUCUAGAAAAUGCAAUGGCCAUGGACACAGUGGAGUCUAUUCAUGGUGAUAUUGGAAACAACAGUAACAAUUCAGCGGCCUGUAGAAGUAUGGGCUCUGAUUAUAUGGAGGAAGUGCACCAACUUGUGACAAACUGUUCUGAGAUAUCUGCAGCAAUUCCUGAAAGCUCUGGAACUCUUAACAACUUCGCUAAAUGCUGUGGAGAUAGUGCAAACAAGAAUAGCUUAUUGGAUCAAACUUCAGAAAAUGUGAGCACUGAUCAUCAGGAAGUCAGUAUGCUCCCUCAGGACCAACAUUACCACAGUUGUUCAGGUGAUACUUCGUCUGCUUUGGAAUAUUCUGAUACAAAUGCAGGUGAUGGAGAUAGUGAGCACAGGAAUUCGUUUGAUCAGAAAGGCGGUGAAAGUAUGUACCCAGUGACAGGAGUCCUGCUGCAAGCAGAGCAACACCAGAAACUUCAAGGUGAACCUGAAUCAUCAUCUUCCCAUGAAAUCUCCAAUUCAGGUUCCUUCGUCGUCUGCGCUGAAGAUAGCCGAAGCAAGAGUGGGCUGUCGGCUGAUAGAAUGGUUACUGAUCUUGAGACCAAUUCGGAGUCUAGGACGGGUUUCUUCAACACUUCUUCCAGUGAGUGUGGCGAGAACUUCAGCGCCUCCGCUUCGAGCAGCGAAAACGCGCAGCAGAAGCUCAGCGGAUCGGCUGUCUCUGCAGAGGUGGCCAGACUCCAACAUGAUCCUGGAGAAUAGAUGAAGUUGCGGUGAGCCGGUGACUAUGCUGCAUUGUGCAUUCGCUACACAACGCAGCAGCAGCCUAACUUCGGUUCAGAGGAGUUUGUCCACAAGAACACCAUUUUAUUUUUAUUUUUCUGUAUUUGAACUCAGCAGAGCACCAAACUUAUGCAGUGACACUGAACUGCACCCCCCUUUUUUUGUCGUUUGGAAUCUUUGGAUGUUAGUUUCCAUAUGUUUAAGCGUUUCUGCAAAUUAAGGAAAAUUUCCUGGAACUAUUAUCACCCUAGCUCCCAGAAUUAUCUUGUCAUAUCUGCUUGUGUUGCACGA